Molecule: messenger RNA, 1849 nt
Organism: Ricinus communis (castor bean)
Lineage: Eukaryota; Viridiplantae; Streptophyta; Magnoliopsida; Malpighiales; Euphorbiaceae
Exons: 2
Coding region: 1093-1545 (150 amino acids)
Source: RefSeq, a predicted model, not a curated record
UAGCCAAUUAUAAAUUAUAGGUAGAUGGGUCUCCAACUUGGAAGAAGCACGUGUGAUGCAGAACGUGCUUAGUUGUACUAAUUCUUAUCUUUGUCCGUAACUAGUUGUAAGGUGGUGAGUCCGUCUUGUUAAAAUUUCCAAAUCAUCAGAAUGUUGAAAUUAGGAUCUUGACAGCAAUGCUAUGAUUCUGCAGGAGUUACCAACUUGCCAUCACCCUUGCCCUUCUGAAGUUUCAUUCUCUAGUAUUCAUUUACUUUUCGUGACCAAAGAUUGAAAGGAGACAGAAUUUUCAUUCUUUGUUGAUAUAGUGCGGUUGUUGGAUAUGAUCCACAUACAACCAAAGAUAAAGGAAAAAGAAAUCAAGUAGCAGGAAAUUGUGGCAGUUGGUGAAAAAGAAACUGAACAGUAACUUGGAUUGUUGACUUGUAUCUAUAAUAUACCAUGGUUCCUCCCUAUUGUGUCUGUUUAAACAGCAAUCGCGUAAGGUCCUGAGUCCUAACCAGCAUGUUAAUGUGGAGGCCAAGGUCCACACGCACUAGAUGGUGCGAUCCAAAAUUACAGGCGUAGUUUCAACAUAUAUAUUUAAAGUUGGGUUGGAAAAGUUUGUUCAGGACUUGAACAGGAGGGCACUGAAAAGUGAUUCCAAUGAUGAAAGGCGAAGCAAAAUCAUAGGUAGUCUCAUUAUGAUAAAAUUUAAAGGCACUUGAGGAACCAAACGCAUUGGCUUUCCUCUUCUUCUUCUUUUUUCCUUUUUUUUUUUUUCAAAUACUUUCUCAAACAAACAAAAGAAAAGCCAGAAGCUACCAUUUUUAUACGUUUUGUUGCCCUUUUUCACCUUUCCCACUGUCUUCUUGUGUGGAAUUUAGGGUGUUCGGGUCCUACCAUUUUCCUUAGUGAAAAUGCCUAAAAAUUCUAUCAUAAAACACAUAGAUUUUACUAUCAUACAAUCUCAUUCUUCAGCAGUUCUUGUUCUCAUACAAAUGAUACAACCAGGAUCGUGCAAACCAUUCUAGAACCCACCAUAUAAUCAUCACAGCUAUCCAUACAAAUACUAAAAGGAUACAAUCAGUGACAGGUUUUGAAAAAAGCAAAAUGCGAGGAUUCAGCAUUUUUCCUCUUGGAGGUUGCUUUGAUGGGUGCCGAGAUCAUACACAAACAUCAGGAUUUGGCAGCAGGAUCUGGAACCUGAGCGACAGAUCCAUCGAGCUUCAAGUAAGGGUAGGCUCAAUACUGAAAAAGGUUCAUACACUGAAGCCAGGAUCUUCCAAGAGACUUAAAUGUAAGAGCAUAUACAAAGCCUAUAUGCCUGGUGGUAGAAGUGGCAGCGGUAGUCAUGGAGGGAUGAAGAGCAUAUUGUAUUACUACGACGAAACCUGUCAUCCUUACAUUUGGGUUCAUGACACUGGUGGUGAUUUUUCCAGGAUGGUAAAGCAGCAGUACAUCAGUCUUGAAGACCUGAGGGAUUAUUCUGAGAUCAGAAUCUUCAGGGAUCAUCAAAGAGGAUGCAUAUCGGUUCGCAAGAAACCUAGGCCAGAUCUUUGCUGAUUUUUACCCUAGAAUUUUAUUUCCUAUGCUUAUGUUUUGUGUGGUUAAUGGCAUUGAAGUUUGUUUGCUUCUCCAGAUUUUUCUCAGAUCAUCUUUUUCCAUCUUUUGUUAUUGUUCCUGGGUUUGGGUGUACCUGAAGAAUUCAUCAGAAUGUACUGUCACAUAGCAACAUGUAUGCAUAAGAGAAUGAAACUACAGACUAGUGUAGCUACACUACUGUAUAUGCUUCUUUAAACAGUUCAGCUGCAUGUGUUUAUUGUUUAAUUGCAUGUUAGAAAUCUAAUUUUCUAUAUAUUCUUCUCAA